AUGGCUGAGCCCCCGGGCGCCUGCCCGGCUGCCCUGCGCUUCGCUGCUGCUGCCAACUGGCUGGUCGUGCGCCGCCGCUACGUGGACCAUUUCCCACGAGUGUUAGAGUUUCUGCGGUCCCUGCGCGCUGCUGCUCCUGGCUUGGUUCGCUACCGCCACCACGAGCGCCUAUGUAUGGGCCUAAAGGCCAAGGUGGUGGUGGAGCUGAUCCUCCAGGGCCGGCCUUGGGCACAGGUUCUGAAUGUCUUGCAACAACACUUUCCAGAGUCUGGACCUGUAGUGCGGGACCCCAAAGCUACAAAGCAGGAUAUGAAGAAGAUCUCAGAGGCACAGGAAGCCUUUUGCCAGCAAGUGAAAUUGCUGGCAGAGGCCCCUGUGGAUUUGGCUUGGAAGUUGCAGGAACUUGAACAAGAGUAUGGGGAACCCUUUCUGGCAGCUAUAGAAAAGCUAUUUUUUGAAUACUUGUGUCGGCUGGAAAAAGCACUGCCUACCCCACAGUCACAGCAGCUUCAGGAUGUGCUGAGUUGGAUGCAGCCUGGAAUUUCUAUCACUUCUUCUUUUGCUUUGAGACAAUACAGUGCGGACAUGGGGUGGCCACUUCCAGAGUGCUCAGUUACUAAUUCAAUGAACAUGUCAGAGCCCAUGGAGCCCAAUCCUCCUCGGCAACCAAGACCAGCACUCCAUCAGCCUGUGCCAAAAGCCAAGCCUGGCCCACACCUUCCUCAUGGAAAGCACCCAGAACCUUUGGCUGGUCGCCACUUCAAUCUGGCCCCUCUAGGCCAGCGAAGAACGCAGGCCCAGCGGGCAUCCAGUAGGGUAGGCCAUAGGGAGCGCCCCACAGCCAUGCUAUUCCCCUUUAGGAAUCUGGGUUCAUCAACCCAGGCCAUAUCUAAACCUGAGAACAGGAAAGAACAAGGGACACACAUGGCAGUUCCAGCAGGUGAUGCCAGCACGAGAACAGCCUCCACUGGAAAGUCUAAGAGUCCAUCCCAGACCCUGGGCAGAAGGACUGUGAAGGAGAACCCAAUUGACUUGUCUGUCUCGGAGCAAAAGGAGAAUUGCUGGGACUGCCCCAUGGAGCCCCUGAGACUGUCAUUAUCACCUCCUAGGGCCAGGAAGCCAGUGUGUCCUCCACCUCUGUGCAGCCCUGUCAUUACCAUAGGGGACUUUGUUUUGGACUCUGAUGAGGAAGAAAAUGGCCAGAGGGAAGGAAUGGAGUCUCUGGAAAACUAUGAGAAGACAAAGUUCGACACCCUAAUCCCCACUUUCUGUGAAUAUCUCCCCUCUUCUAAUCCCAGUGCUGUCUCUGCCCCUUCCCGUGACCAUACAGACUCCUCUGAUACAACCAGAAUGCCUUCUGCAUCUUGCCUGUUUCCUUCCUCCUCACUCUGCAGGCAGUUUAGUGGGGAUAAAGUGGAAGCCCAGCCUAGGGUUGCUUGA
This is a messenger RNA of Pipistrellus nathusii (Nathusius's pipistrelle), 1440 nucleotides long. The record is from the annotation of a GenBank genome assembly. Lineage: Eukaryota; Metazoa; Chordata; Mammalia; Chiroptera; Vespertilionidae.